This is a messenger RNA of Acanthopagrus latus (yellowfin seabream), 1356 nucleotides long. RefSeq names its product G-protein coupled receptor 42-like. The coding region runs from base 1 to 876 and encodes 291 amino acids. Gene Ontology annotation, biological process: phospholipase C-activating G protein-coupled receptor signaling pathway; positive regulation of Rho protein signal transduction. Gene Ontology annotation, molecular function: G protein-coupled receptor activity. The transcript has a single exon. NCBI's taxonomy places the organism in Eukaryota, Metazoa, Chordata, Actinopteri, Spariformes, Sparidae. The record is from RefSeq and is a predicted model, not a curated record. Gene Ontology annotation, cellular component: membrane.
AUGUUCCUCCACGUGUAUCCUCGCUCUCAGAAUCUAACCUCCAACUUCAGCGAGCCGUCAGAGGACGAGUCUGGACACUGCGGGGACAUGGUCGAGGGCAUCAUGGUCUGGGCUUCUCUCAGCGCUCUCUGCUCUCUGGUCGGGUGUCCUGCAUGUGUUGCUGUUCUCUGGGAGCUGCUCCGGAGACACAGAGCGGGGACCCCCUUCACCCCCAAUGACGUCUUCAUGCUCAACCUCACCUUCAUGGACUUGGUCUUCUUGGUUUUUGUCCCGUUCGGGCUGUGCAACUUCCUCCUGUGGCACAUCACCUCCGUCCAGAUGUUGAGCAAUUUUCUGUAUGCCUUGAACCUGGUGGGACGACCUCUCCUCACUGCUUGCAUCUGCCUGGACUGCUACCUGGCCGUGGUCCAUCCCAUGACCUACCGCACCAGGAAGAGUCUGACUCCCCGGCUCCUCAUGGCCGCUGCUGUCUGGAUCGUCACGGCGGUUCAGGGGUCUGUGUCCAUAGUCAUCGCUGAAUUGAGCCACAGCGCCUGGGCCAUGUUUGUGUACAUCAUAGCGCUGCCCGUCAUCAUCAUCUGUGAUGUCUCCAUCCUCUGGACUCUGAAGAACUCCCUCCGUGCGGGAGGAGACCUCCAUCCAAAGAAGAAGAGGGCUCUGCAGAUCAUCACCAACAGCAUGGUCAUGACCGUCACCUCAUACAUCCCUCCAAUGUUGGCAUACAUCAUCGGGGAUCUGAUCAUUAGUGACGACGACGUGUAUGAAUGUUAUCUGGCAAUACCCGUCCUGACAACCCCAACUGCAGGGAGCGCAAUCAUGCCUCUGCUCUAUCUGGGCAAUCUGGGGCGACUGAAGAGCCCCUGCUGUUCGGAAUAAAAGGUCAGAUGGUUGAUAGUGGGUCAGGCGUGACACCACGAGAUUUACAGGAGAAUUACAAAUAACUACUAAUUGAAACUUGACAAUUACAUGGCAUAUUCAAGGACAAUAAACCUGUAAAUGAAUCAUAAAUAAGAUGCACGAGGGAAAACAAAAAAAAUGUCUGACCUACACAACAAAGUUUCCAUUAAAACAACCGUCGGUGACAUUGUGGCACACUUAUAGGCAUUUAAGGCAGACUUGUUACCUUUACUGUAGGCGGCAAGUUUCCCACCUAACCUUAGAAAUGUCAAUAAAAUGGGAGAAAAGUAGAUAAAAGAAAAUGAAAUUAACAGGCAACAGAAUCAUCUCACUCCAGCCAUUGAUCAAGGGAGCCUCAGAAGCACGGGACAGUAUGAUCACGUCAAGUCGACUAUCCUGGCAGAAGGAACUGUGAUUUCCAAUAUCAUUGCGAUAAUCAUCAAAAUGUGCUUAAAGCUC